AUGGAUUACCAAGAUGGUUUACCAGACCUCAACAUUAGUUGAUUGGAAAAAGGAAAGAAACUGUACAUUAUCGAGAACAAAAUGAACUGCUUAAACUACACGACAGCGUCGCUUCCAUCUAAUAAUCAUGGCUUUGAGACAUUGAAGACUAUCAUUCACGAAGAGCUUGGCUUGAAGGGAGAGUUCGAUCUGUAUAAUAAGAAUGGCAAUAAAAUGAAGAUCGAUGAUUUUUCCUUUACCACCGAUAACGAUAUCAUUUAUGUCAGAGCCUCAGGUGAAUUUUGAUACAAAGCAAUGCUUUCAUUGUACAGAAGUGUUGAGAAACUUGGUGAGGGAGGCUUUGGAUCAGUAUUUCUUCUCCAACAUUCUCUCAGCGAAGAAAGAGUGGCUGCUAAAUUUGUUGACGUCUCUGAACAUCUCCAAAAAGCGAACGAGAUAGGGAAAGCAGUGAAAGAGUCCACCUCUCUUAUUUCUCUAGAUCAUGAUGCAAUUAUCAAACUAGAGACUGCCUUCUUUAUCAAUACUGGGAUGGUGCUUUUCACUGAAUAUAUCCAAGGCGGUGAGCUUGGAAAAUAUGUCUUUUCAAAUGAAAUAAAUGAGGAGUUAGCAAAGAAAAUAUUUAUAAAAAUUUUAGAUGCAGUCCACUAUUGCCACACUCGAGGAAUUAUUCACAGAGAUUUAAAGAUGGAGAAUAUCUUACUGACUGAUCCAAAUGAUCCUUUGAGUCUUAGAGUCAUUGAUUUUGGGAUUUCUGGUAUUUGAACUCAUGGUCGAAAAGAAUCUUCAACUGCUGGUACUUUGCUAUAUUGCCCUCCUGAAAUUUUAGACAAAUCUGAUAUCGAAUCCGACCCAAAAAUUGAUGUUUGGGCUCUUGGAGUUAUUUUGUAUAUAAUUCUUCUCAAAAGAUAUCCUUUCAGAAGUAAAGGCAAUAAUAAAGAGACAAGAAAGCUAAUUCUUAAUAAAGAGCUCACAUUUGAAUCUAGAGACGAAAUGAAACUUUCUACUUCAGUAAAGCAUCUAAUCUCAAAUCUCUUAGCAAAGAAGAAGUCCAGGAGAUACUCUAUUAGAGAAAUUAUAUCCCAUCCUUGGCUAUUGAGUGAUAAAGAACAGAUGCAGAACUCUCAGCUUGCAAAGCAGGUUAGUUGUCUAGCAACAGAUGCUAUUAUGGAAGAAAUGAAAUCAGUUAUUUACCCAACUUAUGAAGGGAAAGAUGAUGAUAUUGCAAAAUAUUCGGGAAAGACAGCCAAAUCUAAAGCUGCAGUCUCCAGAAAUAACCACAAAAACCAGAGGCAGGAUGCUAAAAUAUUAUCCCCUCUGAGAGUAAAGAAAAAGCUAAAUGACAGUGAAUUUAAGGCUAUAAGAGGCUCAAAGAUUAAGUUAAGGAUGAAUAAUCCUCCUGGCUCAAUCCUUGAGCCAAUGAAGCUUAAAAUCAACAGUCAGAGUUAUCUCUCUGCUAAGAAGAAAAGAAGAAAAGGAGGAAGAUCUCAUAAAAAGUCUGCAUUAAUUUCCAAGUUUCAAAGCAACCGUAAAGAAAGCAAAAGCUAUUUAGUCGGGAUGGAGUACUGUUUGUUCAAAAGAGAGGUGGAAGAUGACAAGAUCUUACAAGAGUUUCUCAUAAAACAUUCUCUUGAGUGCACUGAAAGUAAUGUAAACACUCUCAGAGAAUUUGCAGAAAGCUCUAUAGAGUCUCCAAUUGAUUUUAAAAGCCUUAUUAUCAGAAUGAAGAAGAAGUCGAGGAGGGGUACUCAUAAUGACUCAUUCGUGCUUCAUCAUAUUUCAACAAUUGAGAAGUCUUCUCUGUUUGAAAAUGGGCCUAGUGAUGUUUACAGAGAUGAGAAUCAGCAACACAAUUUUUCUCAGAUCUAUUACAAAAGAUCACUGACUAACAAGAAGAAGUUCGUGGAGAGACCUGGAGAUAUAUCAAUGAGGAAGAGGAUCAUAGAAAAAUCAUUCAGCUCAGCCCAAAAAGAAGGCAAAAAGCUGUCAAAAUAAAGUAUCCUUUGAUAAAGGACUUCUAAGGAAGAAUUCACAGAUUGAAUUACCCUCGAUAGAACGACGAGAGCAGUCUUUUAGAAGAGAGAACCAACUGAAAAUGAGAAGAGAUAAAUCCUUUGGCAGAGGAUCAGAGAUCAGAAACUCAGAUCCCUUCAUCCUGAAGAACACUUUUGUAAAAGCAGAUAACCUCAGAAGAAAAAGAACUUUUCGAAAAGAUGACAUUAGAGAGACGAAUAGUACUAUUUUAUCAAACAAACAUGCUAAAAAAAGCACGAGGAAGAAAAUAAAGAGAACAUCAAGCAAUAUAUUGGGAGGUAACAUACUCUAAGUAAUCAAGAAAUUCUGAUAUCCUCUUAGCAGAAGUUAAAACAUAC
Molecule: messenger RNA, 2369 nt
Organism: Moneuplotes crassus
Lineage: Eukaryota; Ciliophora; Spirotrichea; Euplotida; Euplotidae
Source: the annotation of a GenBank genome assembly